Paramacrobiotus metropolitanus is the source of this 1452-nucleotide messenger RNA. RefSeq names its product casein kinase I-like. Gene Ontology annotation, cellular component: nucleus; cytoplasm. Gene Ontology annotation, biological process: signal transduction; peptidyl-serine phosphorylation. Gene Ontology annotation, molecular function: ATP binding; protein serine/threonine kinase activity. The transcript is spliced from 7 exons. The coding region runs from base 91 to 1311 and encodes 406 amino acids. NCBI's taxonomy places the organism in Eukaryota, Metazoa, Tardigrada, Eutardigrada, Parachela, Macrobiotidae. The record is from RefSeq and is a predicted model, not a curated record.
UUAAGCCAAACCAAAUAUCAUGCUGAUUACUGUGCUUAACAAAGUACUAUGCUGAAUAAUUAAAGUGUUGCCCAUAUAAGUGCUAAAACCAUGACGGAUCCCUCAAAUACCUCCGUGCUACGCAAAGAAAUCGAGCGCCGCUCUCAUCAACAAGCCAAACAAAACGAACUGGGCGUAUUUCUCCCCGCGCAGCAGAUUAAUCGUUCAGAGGACUGGGAAGGCCUCUACCAGGUCUCCCGCGGCGAACUGCUGAUAGCCGAUACAUGGCGGUGUGUGCGCAAGAUCGCUGUGGGAUCCUGCAGCGCGAUCUACCUGGCCUACAGCCUCGAUUACGAGAAGGAUGCGGCGGUGAAGAUGUGCAGUUUCUCCCAUGGAAAUGAUGCACUGGCUCGGGAAGCCCAGGGCAUGCUAAAUCUGAAGGAUGGACCGGGAAUACCGAGACUCUACUGGUUUGGCAAAGGAGCGCAGAGGAAUUUCUUGGUGAUGGAAUUACUGGGACCCAGUUUGCUGGAUUUGUUCCACUACUGUCAUGGACGAUUUACUCUUAAGACCGUGUGCAUGCUCGCCGUACAAAUAUUUGAAAUCCUCGAUUGGAUCCAUCGCACUGGCUACGUACACCGUGAAAUCAACCCGCAAAAUUUCUGCAUCGGCAGCGGAUCCGCGAGUCGUCAGAUUUUUCUGAUUGAUUAUGCGACACUCAUCAAACACCGUGGAAAAGUGGACGUCAACGGAGCCGACUGCAUUCCCAGCGUGGUGGGAACGCAGCUGAAAGGUCACGCUUUAUAUGACACUAUUUCAAGCCAUAAAGGUCUAGAACGCAGUUAUCGCGAUGACGCCGAAUCGAGCAUGUACAUGUUAAUCUACUUUCUCCUGGGGGAUCUUCCCUGGCGCAAAACCCCAGCUAGCAAAGAACCGAAUGCUCAGCAGAGCCGCUUUGAUGGAGUGCUGAGAAUUAAAGAAAGUUCAGUGUUUACCGCGAUUAUCCCCGGCGAGAUGCAAGCGGCGCUCGAUCACGUUCGCGCGUUACCUUACGAAGAGCGACCAGACUAUGAACUACUGAUCCACCUUUUUCUCUCCAUGAUCAAGAAUUCCGGCGCCAGUUUUGACUAUAAUUACGACUGGCUAAACCACACUACACCCGACGAACUUCAAGAACGUGUUCGCGAGAAACGCAAAGUUCUGUCACGCUUGAUCGCACCGGACGUCGGGGCUUUCCUGGCGCUACAGACACAUCGCCGGCUGCACCAGCACGACAGCAUGGAUGAUCUCCUGCAUGAUGUCGAGCACCACCAAGCGCCAGCGAAGCAUUAAACUGUUCGCUCAUAAACAGUUUUUUUUUAUUUGUAAAAAAACUUCUCAACAUCCUGCAACGAUAAUUAGUAAAAAUAACAGAACCGGCGAAUCUCCCUAAAAAUAGAUAAUCUCUGUCAAACUAACUUGUAAGAAAAUUCA